Molecule: messenger RNA, 2405 nt
Organism: Onychostruthus taczanowskii (white-rumped snowfinch)
Lineage: Eukaryota; Metazoa; Chordata; Aves; Passeriformes; Passeridae
Gene: ADM2
Product: adrenomedullin 2
Exons: 2
Coding region: 351-812 (153 amino acids)
Biological process (GO): regulation of systemic arterial blood pressure; positive regulation of heart rate; adenylate cyclase-activating G protein-coupled receptor signaling pathway
Source: RefSeq, a predicted model, not a curated record
GUUCGGGGCCGGUGCGGAGCCGAGGGCGGUGCGGGGCUGCUCCCGCCCGCGGCUCCUCCCGUCCCGCCGGGCUCCUCCCGCCCGCCGGCCCCGGCGAUAUUUAACCUGGGCCGCGGCGGGGAGCGGCAGCGCCGAGCGGGGACAGAGCCGAGCCCGGGGCAGCGCAGCCCGACCCCGCUCAGGUAGCGCCGGGACCCCGCGCCGCGCCCGGCUGCGGCACAGGCGGCGAGCGGAGCGGGGGCAGGACGGGAAGGGGGCUGCGAUCUGGAGCCGGAGCCCGGCGAGACCCCCCCGGGGAGCCGCCCGCCCCGCGUGUCCCGCAGCCGCCGCUCGUCCCGUCCCGCCCGGCCAUGCGAGCCCCGGCCCCGCUGGCGCUGGGUUGCGUCAGCUUCGCGCUGUGCCUGCUGGAGCUGCCCCACGGCCGGGGCCUGCCGCCGCGCAGGGCCACCCCGGCGCGGAGCCCCCCGGAGCGGAUCCCCGCUCUGCCGGGAGACCCCGCGGCCCCGCAGCCCAUCGGGACCCUGCGGCACCGAGCUCCGGUUCCCCGGCACGGCCCGUGGGCCGCCCCCCGGCCCCCGCCGUGGCACGUCCGGCGCCUCAUCCUGCGGCACGACCGACGGCACGACCCCCGGCACGACCCCCGGCCGCCCCGGGGCCGGCGCCACGCCGGGGGGCACCUGGUGCGGGUGGGCUGCGUGCUGGGCACCUGCCAGGUGCAGAACCUGAGCCACCGCCUGUGGCAGCUGCGGGGACAGUCCGGCCGCCGCGACUCGUCCCCCAUGAACCCCAACAGCCCCCACAGCUACGGCUGAGGGGGGGGCGCGCCCCCGCCCCGCGGGACCCCCGAAGCAGCGCCACUGCUCCUCCGCGCCGCCGGGGCCGGCCCCGGGGGGCUCCGGCAGCCGCAGCCCCCUGAUGGAGCGCCGGGGACGGACGGGAGCUGGCAGCGGCGCCCUGGGGAUCGGCGGUGGCCCGUGGUGACCCGCAGAGACUGGCGGUGGCCCAGAGCUGGCCCGCAGUGACUCUUGGUGGCUCGGAGUGGCCCCUGGUGGCGGCCCGUGGUGACCCGGGGUGGCCGGCGGUGGGUCCAAGGGCCACCGGGAAUCCCGCUGACCGCAGCAGCACCGGCACCUUGUGCAAGACCCUCCGGCCGCGCUCCUGCUGACUCAGCAUUCCCGUGGUGCUGCGGCACCCCCGGAGCCCUCCAGGGCACCCCAGCCCUUCCCCGCGGUGACACUGGGGCGGGGGACCCCGCUCCGGGCUGGGGACGAGGCAGCCAGCCCCCAGCACCUUCCCCAGCUUGGGGGUCCCGGUGGGGGCUGGCACUUCCCGGGUGCUGGGGGGGUCCUGCCCUCCUCAUGAACAUUGUCCCCUCCCCUGGCACCUGUGCCCAGCCUGUGUCACCCACAGCCCGGCAGGAGCUGGCCAUAGGGAGAUGUCCCCAAAUGUGGGGGGCAGUGGAAAGGUUGGGGUUCUGUGCCCCACUGCUGCCCUGUCCCGGACCUGUCCCCACUCCUGGCCCUGUCCUGUCCAGCCCUGUCCCCUGACCCCCACGUCGUGUCCCCACAGGCUCAGUGGGUGCCCAUGGACACGAGGGGACACGUGUGACAUCCCUGUCACCCCGGGGUGCCGCUGUCACCCCUCAGGGCUGUCACCUGCCAGGGCCAUCACCCCACGGCGCUGUGGGACAGGGAUGUGUGACCCCAGGUCACUGUCCCACCCCCUCCUGGGAGCAGCUUCAGCAGCCCCCCCAGAGCAGCAGCCCAAAUCCCUCCAGAGCAGCCCUGUCCUCCCAGGAGCACCCCCGUUCCCAGAGCACCCCAUUCCCAGAGCACCCCGUUCCCAGAGCACUCCAUUCCCACAGGAAUGUGCCCAUUCCCCCAGAGCACCCCAUUCUCAGGAACACCCCAUUCCUGGGAACACCCCAUUCUUAGGAACACCCUAUUCCCAGAACACCCUAUUCCUGGGAGCACCCAGCCCCCGGAGCACCCCAAUCCUCUGGGAGCUCCCCAGCCCCCCAUUCCCCAGAGCACCCGGCUGUCCCUGGAGGUUUAGGGACAGGAUGUCCCCUGGGUGCCACACGAACGGAGCUGUCCCUGGGUGUCCAUCCCCUGGGUGUCCCAGUUUCAGGACAGGAUGUCCCAGGAAUGUCUCAAGGUGUCCCGGGAUGUCCUGGGAUGGGAUCCCAUGGGUGCCACCAGGAGCUGUGUUCACCCCACGGGUGUCCCAGGACCUCCCGUACCCCGUGGAGCUGCCGAGGGGCGCGGGGGUCCCGAGGGGCGCGGGGUCCCCAGGCCUUUGUCCCCUCCCCCGGGUGCCCCGCUGAGCCCGGUGGGUGCCCGAGCCAUCCUGGCCCAGGUGGCUGCUUCCCGGGAACCCUGGUUUGUGUGGAAUAAAGAAAGUGU